ACGUCAGUCGAAUUUAGUCGUGUUUUGCAGCUCGAUAAGUGAAAUUACUCAAAGUUCCCAUCGCCAAUACGCCAGGUGUAAAGCAGAGUAGCAGCGAGCAGGAACCCGGCUAAAAUUUUCUCUCGGAUCGACACAAAAAUUCUUUUUCGCCCCAGUACUUCGAUUAAAUGGCUUUUCUUCGUACAGUGAUCAGGUGCAGUGUUUACAAAAAGUACGGAUUACUGAUCGAUAAUUUAAAUAGCGGUUUCGGUUCUAAAAUCGAUGUGAAUCAGGCCCUUCAAAAAUCUACGGCAGCAGCAAGUAUAGUUCAAGACCAACAGAAGCAAGCAGUUCAGAGUCCGAAGGAUCCUUUAGAUUUAACUUUUGAAGAUGCAAAGGCGGCCUUUAAGAGCAAAACGAACUGGGAACUUUUGCGAGCUCUCAUCGUUUAUCAGAUGUGUUCCUACGAAACUAUUGUUACUAAUAAUAUGAGGCUAAUGAAAAUUGCGAAGGGCAUCCUGGGAGAAAGACUGUUCAUCCAAUUGAUGAAGGCCACAUUCUAUGGCCAUUUUGUAGCCGGGGAGGACGAGUACAAGAUCCGACCCAAAUUGGAGAGACUUAGAUCUUUUGGCGUUAAGCCAAUUCUAGAUUACUCAGUGGAAGAAGACAUCUCACAAGAGGAAGCAGAAAAACUAGAAGUGGAGGCUUCCGUACCGGCAGCCGGCGACACGUUAGAAGACGGUUCGUUGAAGCAGUACCAUGUGGAGAAAACUUUUGCCGAUAGACGGUACAAAGUGCAAUCUGCUAGGACCUAUUUCUACCUUAACGAGGCGACGUGCGAGAGGAAUAUGGAGAUUUUCAUUAAGUGCCUCGAGGCCAUUGCAGACUACCAGAAGACCGAACCAGGAGCCACCUAUGGUACUGGCAUUACAGCUAUCAAACUGACUGCCCUGGGUAGACCUCAGUUAUUGCUUCAAUUAUCUGAAGUAAUCAUGCGCACCCGUCAGUAUAUGGCUGAAAUUGUCGGCGGUGAAGGUAACGUUCUCACGCAUCACACGAAACCGGAAGAACUAGAGGCCAAGUUCGCAAAGAUUCAGGACAAAGAGUCCCUCCGAAAAUUCCUUACGCAAGUUACGUACGAUAAAGAAGGUAUUCUCCAUCUUUUCCCAUGGUCGGGUAUCAUCGACGAGGACCAAGGAUUGAGCACUACUUUUAGGGUGCCCGACCUGAAGACAGGUCGUAUGGCCAGGUUAAUCACGCAGCUGUCGCCAAAGGAGGAAGAAAUGUUUAAAAACAUGAUUAGGAGGAUAAAUACUAUUGUAAAGGCCGCACAAGAGAUGGACGUCCGCAUAAUGGUUGACGCAGAACAAACCUACUUCCAGCCAGCUAUUACACGUAUUACUUUAGAAUUUAUGCGUAAAUAUAAUAAAGACAAAGCCAUAGUCUUCAAUACAUACCAAUGCUACUUGCGAAAUGCUCUCACUGAAGUAACGACUGAUUUGGAACAAGCUAAACGUCAGAAUUUCUAUUUCGGCGCAAAACUUGUUAGAGGCGCUUAUCUUGAACAAGAAAGAGCUCGAGCUGCUGCCAUGGGCUAUCCAGAUCCUACAAACCCCAACUUCGAAGCUACGAGCGAAAUGUACCAUAAAACUCUUACUGAAUGCCUAAGACGAAUCAAAGCAUUCAAAGAUAAGGGCGAAGAUAAGAAAAUUGCCAUCAUGGUAGCGUCACACAAUGAAGACACAGUCAGAUUUGCAAUAGAGAAAAUGAAAGAAUUCAAUAUUGAGCCAUCUGAUAAAGUUAUUUGCUUUGGUCAGCUAUUGGCUAUGUGCGAUUACAUCACGUUCCCAUUGGGUCAAUCUGGCUACUCUGCUUACAAAUACAUCCCAUACGGUCCAGUAAAUGAAGUGUUGCCUUAUUUGUCUAGAAGAGCGCACGAAAACAAAGGCGUUUUGAAGAAAAUUAAGAAGGAAAAGAGACUGCUCGCUAAAGAAAUUUUGAGACGUUUAGGCACUGGACAAAUAUUUUAUACACCAAAAGGGAAUUAUGUUCCAGUUUAAAAAUAUGUUCCUCCCUCCCCUGUUUAUUCGAGUACCAUAAAACAUCGCCGCGUUUUGUCCGGCUACGACGUAACUUAUUUGUAGAUAAAAUAAGUAGUUUGAAAGCAAAAUUCUUUUUCGUAUUUUCUAAAUAACUGUAUCUGCGUGAAAAUGAAUUGCACCCGAGGCCUAAAGUUUUUUGCAGGAUCUGAUAAGUCUAAAUAGUCAAUUAAGAUAGAAAUGAUUAAAUCUCGAGAUCGAUACAUUUCAUGAAUUUUUGAUGUAAUAUUCUUAAUAAGGACUCUAAUACUAGUUCUCUAUAGUUAAAUUAUGCUAAUUGUAAAAUUAAGUCGACUAUUGAAAACAGUUGUUUGGCUUCAAAGAUUAUGAAAUGUUGAAGAAUAUUGUUUCACGCAGAUCAUAAUAAUAUGUAUGUAAUUUUGCCUAAAUUAUAUUAAAAUUAAAAACUUGUACAGAUGUAAUUUGUGUAUGAAUGUUAUUGAUGUACAUGAUCGUAAAUUAAGUUUUGUACGUUUAAGUGCAAAUUGGAAAAUUUUUAUUACUUAAUUUCUUCAGUAUUUUUUAGAUUUUUAUUUACAAUACAGUGUUUGUAAUUUUCGAUCGAUUAUUACUAAAAAUCAUGAUAUUAUGAGAGAUAUAAUUCAAGGAAUAUAUUUUGCUGAUCGACAUGCCGAUUUCGACAUUUUUGUAGCCUGUGAUUUAAUAAUUUAAUAUAAAAGAAAAGAAAAGAACUCUUACCUAUUAGUGUUUUAUAAAAAAUGUUUCUUUUUGGUGUGAAUCAAAUAAACUUAAUUAAAAU
Messenger RNA from Sitophilus oryzae (rice weevil), 2838 nucleotides. It is a transcript of the gene slgA, whose product is annotated as proline dehydrogenase 1, mitochondrial. Gene Ontology annotation, cellular component: mitochondrion. The record is from RefSeq and is a predicted model, not a curated record. Bases 168 to 2039 code for a protein of 623 amino acids. The transcript is spliced from 11 exons. NCBI's taxonomy places the organism in Eukaryota, Metazoa, Arthropoda, Insecta, Coleoptera, Curculionidae. Gene Ontology annotation, molecular function: FAD binding; proline dehydrogenase activity.